AUGGCGGAGACGCUGAAGCGGGUGCUAAGCCCCGGUAGGACGGCCGGGCCCCGGGAGGAUAUGGCGGCGGAGGUUGGGCCACCUUUGCUGCUGCUCGGCGGUCCAGGGUCCGGAAAGACAGCGCUGCUAUUCGCGGCGGCCCUGGAGGCGGCAGGGGAGGGCCGAGGCCCCGUGCUCUUCCUGACGCGGAGGCCUCUGCAAAGCCUCCCCCGCCGGACGCCGGCGGCGCUCGACCCCCUACGGCUACAGAAGAUCCGUUUCCAAUACCCGCCCUCAACCCAUGACCUUCUUCAGCUCCUGUGCUCUGCCCACGAGGCCCGGGGACCAGCCCCCUUCCUUCUGCUGCUUGAUGGUCUGGAGGAGUACCUAGCUGAAGACGCCGAGCCCCAGGAAGCUGCCUACCUGGCUGCCCUGCUUCUGGACACAGCUGCCCACUUCAGCCAGCAGGUUGGGCCUGGCCGAGGCUGUGGGCUCAUUGUGGCCCUACAGACCCAGGAGGAAGGAGACAGUGGUGAUACCCUGCAGCUGUCGCUUCUCCAGAGGUAUUUCCCUGCCCAGUGCUGGCUGCAGCCAGUUGCACCAGGCUCAGGACAGCGCUGCUUCAGAGCCUGCCUGGAGCCAGGCGGGCUGGGACCCAGGGCAGAGUGGUGUGUGGCUUUCCAACCUGAUGGAGAGAUGACAAUCACCCCAUGGCCUACCCAGGCUGGUGACCCCAGCUCAAACAAGGGUUCAAGCUCUGGAAGCCAGCCUUGAGCUUUGGUGUAUGACCACCUCUCUCUGCCUGUUUCCCAUGGCUGGAGUACUUACCUCAGGGACAUGUACAGAUUUAAAAACCUAAAGAAUGUAAAGUGCUUCUUCUCUUUUCAAAAUAGCAUUAUCAUGUAUAUAUUGUACCCUGUCAACAUAUUGUUUAGUUUUGCUGUUUUUAACUUUAUAAAAAGAGUUUUA
Molecule: messenger RNA, 948 nt
Organism: Eptesicus fuscus (big brown bat)
Lineage: Eukaryota; Metazoa; Chordata; Mammalia; Chiroptera; Vespertilionidae
Gene: SWSAP1
Product: SWIM-type zinc finger 7 associated protein 1
Exons: 2
Coding region: 1-753 (250 amino acids)
Biological process (GO): double-strand break repair via homologous recombination
Cellular component (GO): Shu complex
Molecular function (GO): single-stranded DNA binding
Source: RefSeq, a predicted model, not a curated record